Orussus abietinus is the source of this 5649-nucleotide messenger RNA. RefSeq names its product syndecan (gene Sdc). The transcript has 5 exons. NCBI's taxonomy places the organism in Eukaryota, Metazoa, Arthropoda, Insecta, Hymenoptera, Orussidae. Bases 171 to 878 code for a protein of 235 amino acids. The record is from RefSeq and is a predicted model, not a curated record. Gene Ontology annotation, biological process: cell migration. Gene Ontology annotation, cellular component: cell surface; membrane.
CAUCGAUUAGUGUGGUGCGUGGUUCGCGUUGUUGCUCCGCUCCGUUUAUCCGGGUGAUCGUCGCGCGACACGGUCCCCCUCUCCGGGAGUCGGUUCCCUCGCGCCUCGGCGAAGCGUCGCGGGAAGUGAGACCAGCCGGGACCUCCUCGAGGCCCCGCGGAAGGAGCACGAUGCGGCCGAGGAUAUACGUCGUUCUGGCGGUCGCCUUCGCGGCCGUGGCGAGAUGCAACGCCGCAACCGAGAAGGAGCAGGCCAGCAAGGAGAGAUCGACGGGCAGCACGACGUACAACUCCUUCCCCGACGACCUCUACCUGGACGACCAGGACGGAUUGGAGGGCUCGGGUCGAGGAGGCGGCGAGGUCAGGGACGACCUCGAGGCUUCCGGCAGCGGUCUCGGUCCCGACGACGAGGACGGCGACGAUGGCCGAGAUUUCACCAAUCCGAACAGGAUAGAGCCGGCGCCCGAUAAACCAGUAGAGCCGAAGACCACCUACGUCGAGGAGACGAACACCAAGGUGAAACAGCCCAGCGUCGUCGAGACGGUAAACAGGCCCGACAACGAGGUCGACCUGGUCGAGCCCUCGGGUGGCGACGACCACGAAGAGGACGCGGAGGACACCCACGAGGUCUACAUCAUGAAUCCGAAGCACGAGGAUCGCGCGAGCUCCUUCUUCGCGCAGCCAGGAGUUCUCGCCGCCGUGAUCGGAGGCGCGGUGGUGGGCCUGCUGUGCGCCAUCCUGGUGGUGAUGUUCAUCGUCUACAGGAUGCGCAAGAAGGACGAGGGCUCGUACGCCCUGGACGAGCCGAGAAGAUCGCCGGCGGCGCAGGCGUACCCCAAGCCCGGGGCACCGCACCACAACCGGGAGUUCUACGCUUGAGGGCCAGGGCCCCUGGAAAUCGUCAGGUCGGGCCCCGCCGACCUCGGGACGAGGAGACACUGAUCGCGCGAGGACCUGGCGAGCGACCGUCGCACCUGGAAUCAGACGCUCCCGGGACCCGGGGCUGAGCCGGGGGUCGAGCGAUGAUCCCCGACCGGCGACACGAGGUCGCCCUCGAUCGACUCCUCCGACCCGAGAAGCGCCUCGAGGGACCUCGUCGGCUUCUCCAGGGCGCGUCCCGAGGCCGGUGGAGGCAACCUACGGCCGAUUCCAGAUGCGCUCGCCCAACUCGUGUAGCCUGUAGGAAUGCUCGCGGAAGGUGGACGUAAGGUGGACCAGACGGAACGGCGGGACGAUCCGAGGACGAGCGUCGCUCGUUUCCGCUCGACUCGACUCGCCGACGACUUCCUCCCGCGAGUCGCGUCUUCGACCUCGUCGGCGACCGCUGCAACGAUCGUCGUCCCCGUGCCGAUGGGUGCCCAAUCGAUUUACGGAACCCCGGUCCGUCUCCCAAUCCCGGAAUGCACUUGUCCUAGAACUCGAGGGGACUCCGUCGAGGGUCCCGAUGUCUCUCUCCUUCUCCCGACCGUCUUUCGGCUCACUCGAAAUCCCUCUCGGUUGCAAGCGAAAGGGACCUCGAUUUUGUCGGCCGGCGCCUUGUACGGCCACCGAGUCUCGUUUCUCCUGGCGCGUCCGUUUAUGGAAGCGUUGCCGACAUCCGAGAUCUCUCUCGCGACCAACAAGAGGUGCAAUGUCGACUCCCUUCGGCGAAUCAAAUAGUCACGUCCGUAUAAAGCGCGUUUAACGCGUCGCAUAAAGGCGAGCCUGUUCGGGAGUAAGCGUACUCGCGAAUGAGUCAUUAGGCAAGGUCGGUGGAAUUAUCCUCUGGGGGCACCUAUGGCACGGGACGGUGGUUUCUAUGCAGACGACUCGUAGGAAGGAGGCGAAGUCGCUCGCGAGUUGAUCGGAGAUUAACGCCGGUUGAUCGGGGGUUAACGCGAGUCGAUCGGAGAUUAACGCGAGACGCGGAAACGAUUGCCGUUGCGCCUCGUGGCCUCGGCGGGCGAUCCUGCUCCCCGAGGAGAGGAGAAAACUUUUACUAAUUAAUUAAUUUAACUUGUGUAGCUAGAGAGAGAGAGAGAUAGAUAGAGCGCGUGUGUGUGGGAGAGUGCGUGAGAAAGGAAGAGAGAAAGAGUGGGAGAGAACGAGCGAGAGGUGGAAGGCAUUAAUCUAGGCGAACGAGAUGCGAUUGCUCGCGUUUCCCGGCUUGUUUCUACUUUUCCAAGGCGCGAGGAGAGAUGCGUUUCUCGACAACUCGCCGGAGGAGGAAACGAUAACGCGAUGUCGACCGGUCGCGGAGACGUCCUUUGGGAUUUGAAGGGAAGCUCAACCCUUACGGCCUUGAAUCUUCCUUUAUUCCGAUGGUGGGGAAAGAAAAAAGGAAAAAUGUAGAACUUGUUCGCGGGUAUAGGCGAUGUUAUCGUUUACUCGGGCGAAUGCAAGAUGUGUAAGAAGUUUCUAAUGUAACGAUGUCGCGAGAUACCGAAUCGCCAACUUGUAUUUGCCUUUUAUGUACGAGGAUGUCAGGGUCGAGGGGUUGGGGGGUCCUGCGUGGGAUUUUUUGGAGAAUUAUUACCGAUGGGCGAGACCGUAGAAUUUCAUGCAGGGACGCGUCUCACGGAGGAAUGAUCUCGAAGAGAAGGAUAGUUUUAUUCUUACCGCGUCCGACAGGGCAUAUCACGAGGAGACGCGUUUUAGCUAAACGUCGGACCACCUCCGACUGCACCGCAUUUGCCAUAUUAUCGUUUAAAAUGGAGGAAAACGAGACAGCGUCGCUCCGAGGAUUUCUUCUCGAUAUUUAUUAAGAGGGCCCGAGUGCCGGCCCGACGCGGGGGGCCGUGGUUAUUUAUUCAUUGUUUUACCCCUCUCUUUCAUUUCACCUUGGACCUCCCGAUUCUCCUAGACGAACCUUCGAUCCGCCAUCUUGAGAGAGUCACGGUCAAACCUUCCCCUGUUUGCGAGAAACCCUCCUUUUUGCCCGUGAACGACCGACGGCAUCGGGAAGUGUUUCGAACAAAAGUUGUUCCGCGUAUUGUUCCGGACAACUUUUGUCAGGCAGGUUUUCUUGUGUCGCGGGACCCGUUCGAAUUAAUCGACUUCGCAAGGGGUGUUUACUGAAUUCCGACUCGAUGCGGCAAUGCCGUAUUUACAACCCGUCGUUUGUCCGUCCUCCUGUCUUCUGUACCGCAUCCGCGUUCUUCGAUUUUCCUCCGUUGCUUCAUUUCUCGACACCGUCCUAUCCGGUACCGAUGCAAUCGGCCAAAUAUCAAGCAUUGGUUUUGCAAGGUCGUAUUUUCCUUGUAGAUCAAUUUUCGAGCGGCUGUUAUCCAUUCGGAGGCUCCGCUAACGCGUAUUAACGCCGAGGUUAGGAAAUCGAGAGAUUAAUAUCAUGUCGAUACUGCCAUUUAUUACGUAAGAGAAUUGAGAUUUGGUACGAGUCCCUCGCGAUUCCGCCGUAUUCCAUUUUAGGUCUCACGUUCGACCAACGAUUUAAUAUACCCGUUGCUUUACUAUCGAUGAUUUUAAAUCUUUCAAGUUGAAUCUACUCGCAGCCUUUACCGAUCUCCGGUCUAUUCUUUCUGUUCCUUUUUUUUUCUUCUUUUACACCAGUUACUUGCGACGUCUCGCAUUUGAUAACCACAUUGUAUUAGAUUUCUCCUCGAAAGUGAAUUGUGCUUUCCGGAACGCAGCCGGAAGUGCUAGUCGAGAUCUUUAUACGAGUAAAACCAUGACCUUGGCGCCAUUGAGUCGCGAAUGAUGAUUCCGCGCGAAUGCGCUUGAGAGGUACCGAUAAAAAGCCGAUCAAUGUAUUCCUCUUUGCGAAAACAAAAUUGCGCAAUACCGAGAUAGCGCGUCCAACGUAAAAGAUAAAAACCGCCGUUCAUUCCAGACACGAGUUCUCUUGAAACGCGUAACACGAUAAAAUAGUACUCCGUUCGAUGCACCGAAUUCUUCCGAUCAGCUGAUCGACCAAAAACAUACGUCAAAUCGAACUUAGUCCAGCGGACGUUUCUCCGCAUUUUCAAGGGAAAAGUGACUUCUCCUUUAUGUCGAUCCACCGACAGAUGCACAUUGACCAGAAACCAUUUAACAUCGGCUAGGUCGACUUUUUUUAUUCCAAGUAGCACCCUCGUCGAUCGGAUAAAAAUCGACGAGCCGUGUAGUAAACGUAAAAAACUAACGUUAAGAGAUAUCGCUUACGGUAAUUAGAUUAACUAACGGUAUAAUCGUUUAAGAGUCGCUUACUUUGUCCCCUUCUUCAUCGAUAAUUUAUUUAAUCGCUCAUCGGUGGUUCCCGCCUCGAAACCUCCUUAUCUUCCCCUUCUUCUCUGUCACCUUCCCCCGUUAUCGUCAGUGUUUACGUUGCUGCUGUACAUUUUUUUUUUCUCCCCUCUUUUCCGAUUUCCACUUCUUCGGGGGUUCCAUGUCGAAAUGCCCCUCCUGAGCCCGCGAGGAAAAUCUCACACUCCUUUCCUUGCUCUCGAGCAAGGUAAACGGAACCUGGAACUGGAUUGUAAUCUUUAUCAUUCUAAUGAUAUAUAGACAGAACUCGACAGACAUAAGUAAUUAAUUGUCCACGUGGGAUCAGGGUCAACGCGAGAUGGUCGGUCCUUCUCUGGAUAAAUAUUUAACAGGAGCGAGGUACGUUAAAUUAAACCCCGACAUUGAUGGCGAUCCUCUCGAUUCAACAAUUGUUAUCGUCGCUCCGUAUUUCCUGAAAUUAACGAGAACUGCCGUUCGUCGCGUGUUGAAUCGAAGAGGAGACAUUUACUCGUCCCACGUGGCUCAUUAAUACUCCAAGAACUCUGUCUACAUUCUAAGCGAAAUAAUAAUUGUAAUGAAAUCAUAUUUUAUAAGAGGUUGUAUUCCAUAACACUAUAGCGACUAAAAGAUGUCAAACUAGAGAAUCAUAGGCCAGGUGGACGAAUGAAUAAUAAUUUUAAACUGAUAAUAUUUAAUGAUAACGGUAAUUAACAAUGUUACUUUUUUAAGUGUAAGUAUCGUUUCCCUAGCGCAUACAUAUAUGUGUAUAUGAUAUAUAUACAUUUAUAUAUAUGUACUUAUUCCCACGUCAGUGCGGUAAAGUGUCAUUUUUAUGACUCCGAACUUGUCACUGGUUGUUGCUUUACUGCCUUUAAAACAUUUCGGGCAAGGUCUAUCGAUCGAGCAUACGACAGGGAUUAUCGGUUUUAUUGCGUGGUCCAAUUAUCUAGGAUACUGCUGAUUUCUUUUAAGUAAAUUAUUGAUUGCCCGAUGAUGCGCUGGUAUAGAAAAUAUUAAACAUUCGGUGUGUUAGGAUCUCAGACAUUUUAUUACAAAACGUGUUGAACGUUAUCACCGCCUAAAGGUAUACCUUAUCUUCAUUGGUUAGCGGACCUUGCUUCGAAGGCUAGAACACUCACGUUCCGUUAACUACAUGCCGGUACAAGGAAUCGCGUUAUUUAUAGGAUGCUUCGGUGUUCGCCUGAUAAGACGACUUUCCGAAGUUGAGAACUUUUGUGGACAAAAAGAAGAAAAAAAAGAGAGAGAGAAAAAUACGAAGGAAGAAUAUAGGAUUCUCGCGUUAUCGCUCUCGCAGGCGCGUACGAUAAUAACACAUUAUUAUUAAUUAACAGGAAUUAAUAAUAAUUGCACUAUACUAGUAUGAUAACAAAUAAUAUUGUAUGUCGUCGCUCCUAUUCUGUAAAUAAACACUGUACUAUGUAAGGUA